AUGGAUAUCCAACUUCUUGAGACCUCCACUGAACCAAUCACAACACCCGCACAAAUCACUGUCCCCGUAGUCACCGCACAACCUUCAAAUCCGGUCAUUCCAUCACCCAAUCCCGUUACCACACAACCACCUCAAGAAGUGCCUCAACCAGUUCCACACACCUUCGAUACAACAAUAAAUCAAGAGCCAUUCAAAACGGAUGAACACAAGUCCGAGAAAAGUUCGAAAGAAGAGAAAGAUGACAAACCUAAAGAAGAUAUUGAAGUGAAAAGUCAGGGAUUUAGGAAGAGUCGAAAUUAUCAAACAGAGCAGCAAGGCGUCUUCAUUGCACUGCUCAACAUGUUUUAUGAUGUCACCAUUGAACACCCACGAAAGAAGUCGAAGAUCACACUCCCCUUUUUCACAGUCAUCAAAAUCGAGAGCGACGAGGAGGCUAUUGACGUCCGCGAGAAUGUCGGAGAGAAGAUGUCUGAAUUGCACCGAAAGGAUGUCGAGGGCGGUUGUUCAGAGAAGACGGCUGCUCGACGACAAGAGGUAUACAGAGUUGCGGAACAACUGCACAUUCUUAUGGAUUUACUCAGAGAUGUUGGCUUCGACUUAGAUACAAAGACUACAACGGGAAACAAAAGUAACGUCAAAGAAACAGUCAGACAACUUUCUUACGAGAACUACAUCUUCGACGGUGAAUUUGUUGAAGGGAGAGGGGCUGAUAUUAACGAGUUAAUCGUGAAGAGACUCGAGGCACUUUCUAAGUCUACUAAUUUGGUCAUAAAAAAAGGUGACCCUGAAAUUGUUGCAAUUCUUAAAGGGCUCAAUAAAAAGUAA
Messenger RNA from Entamoeba invadens IP1, 825 nucleotides. RefSeq lists its product as hypothetical. The transcript has a single exon. The record is from RefSeq and is a predicted model, not a curated record. Bases 1 to 825 code for a protein of 274 amino acids. NCBI's taxonomy places the organism in Eukaryota, Evosea, Mastigamoebida, Endamoebidae.